Messenger RNA from Theobroma umbraticum, 2091 nucleotides. RefSeq names its product potassium transporter 5-like. Gene Ontology annotation, molecular function: potassium ion transmembrane transporter activity. Gene Ontology annotation, biological process: potassium ion transmembrane transport. Gene Ontology annotation, cellular component: membrane. NCBI's taxonomy places the organism in Eukaryota, Viridiplantae, Streptophyta, Magnoliopsida, Malvales, Malvaceae. The record is from RefSeq and is a predicted model, not a curated record.
UUCCAGAGCAUUGGAGUAGUGUAUGGAGAUAUAGGUACAUCUCCUCUUUAUGUUUACGCAGGCACCUUUGCCCAAGGUAUAAAUCACAGGGAUGACAUAUUGGGAGUCAUUUCUUUGAUCUUCUACACCAUCACUCCCAUGCCUUAGAUCAAAUACGUCUUCAUCGUUCUGCGAGCCAAUGAUAAUGGUGAAGGUACGGGAACAUUUGCCCUGUACUCGCUAAUAUGCCGAUGUGCGAGGAUGGGUUUGAUCCCUAGUCAACAAGCAGAGGAUCGUGGUGUAUCCAAUUUCCAUUUGGAAUUGCCCACCAAAGGCCUUAAAAGAGCACAAAAAAUCGAGUCCAAGUUAGAGAACAGCCAGUUUGCCAAACUUUUUCUCUUGACCAUCACAAUGCUUGGCACAUCCGUGGUCAUUGGUGAUGGUGUCCUCACCCCCUGCAUCUCAGUUUUGCCAGCUGUGGGUGGCAUUAAGGAAGCUACAGCUGCAAUGACAGAAGAUAGGAUUGUUUGGAUAUCGGUAGCUAUCUUGGUCUGCCUCGUCAUGGUUCAAAGAUUUGGAACUGACAAAGUGGGCUACAGCUUUGCUCCUAUACUUUGUGUUUGGCUCGGAUUCAUUGGUGGAAUUGGAGUUUACAACUUAAUCAAAUAUGAUCCAACAGUCAUUAAAGCCAUAGACCCAAAAUACAUUGUGGAUUACUUUAGGAGGAACAAAAGGGAUGCACGGGUCUCCCUAGGUGGGAUCGUUCUUGCCAUAACAGGGACUGAAGCAUUGUUUGCUGGUGUUGGCCAUUUCACAGUUCGUUCCAUACAAAUAAGCAUGUGCACCGUGACCUACCCAGCUCUGAUACUGGCCUAUACUGGACAAGCCUCCUUCCUUCGUAAACAUGAAAAUUUUGUUUCUGAUGCCUUUUUCAAAUCAAUUCCAGGCCCUCUGUAUUGGCCAAUGUUUGUGCUAGCUGUGGCGGCUGCAGUUAUAGCAAGUCGAAUGAUUUCAGGGUCGUUCUCUAUAAUCCAGAAGUCACUCUCAUUGAGGUGUUGUCCUCGUGUCAAAGUUGUUUAUACAUCAGCCAAAUAUGAAGGACAAGUUUACAUUCGUGAGGUGAAUUACCCACUGAUGUUGGCUUGUACAGGGGUUACUGUUGGAUCCAGGACCACUGAAAAGAUUGGCAAUGCAUAUGGGAUUGCGGUAGUGUUUGUAAUGACUUUAACAUCAUCAUUGUUAAUGCUUAUAAGCCGAUCCCUUUGGAAACUCAACAUACUUUUGGUUAUCGCCUAUAUUCUUGUCAUUGGCUCUGUGGAGUUAGUUUAUUUGAGCUCUGCUCUCUACAAAUUUGAUCAAGGAGGAUACUUACAGUUAGCUUUUACCGCAGGCCUAAUGACAGUGAUGUAUGUUUCGAACAAUGUAUACCGAAAAAAGUACAAUUUUGAGCUCGAUCACAAAAUUUCUCUUGAAAGGUCAAGGGAAAUUACUGCGGGCACAAACUUGUGUAGAAUUCCUGGAGUUGCAUUGUUUUACUCAGAGCUUGUCCAUGGUAUUCUACCCAUAUUUGAGCAUUAUGUGGCAAAUGUACCAGCAUUGCUUUCAGUCCUUGUUUUGGUCUCUAUCAAAUCACUACCGAUUAGCCAGGUUGCAGCUGAAGAACGAUUUCUUUUUAGAAGAGUGGAACCCAAGGAGUUAAAUGUCUUUCGUUGUGUUGUUAGAUAUGGAUAUACAGAUAUUCGAAAUGAACAAGAAUCCUUUGAGUGGACUUUAGUUGAAAGGCUGAAAGAGUUUAUCAAAGAAAAUGUAUGGUCGUCUCACGUACUAGUCAAUACCAGGGAGGAUGAAGAAGACAACGUGAGGCAAGUUGAAGAGGAUUGGCAAGAGAUGGUGGAGAAAGAAAUCAAUACAGUAGAUAAAGCAUGGCAAGCUGGUGUUGUUCACUUGAUUGGUGAGAGUGAGGUGAUCGCAAGCAAAGGAGCUGGAACAGGGAAGACGAUUUUAAUAGAUUAUGCUUAUAAUAUCCGGAAGAAAAAUUUGAGACAAAGUGAAAAAGUGUUUGAUAUUCCUCACAGGCGCAUGCUUAAGGUUGGUAUGACUUACGAGUUGUAG